CCACACCUGAAAAAAAACAAACAAGCGAAAAUAAUGAUAAUGCACUUGCAGGAAUUAGCUGCAUAUUUUUUGUGACAACAUUGACAACAGUUCUCCAAAUAUUUGCUGGUCUGGCCUGUUGAAAAGUAUUAUGGCUACGUUAAAAAAGCAACUAAACUAACUACGCCAGACUUGUUGAUUUGCAGCUUAAAUAUCUUUAACUCGUAGUAAAAGACAGCAAAAACUGGGCGAUAAUCUAACUUAAAUACAACAACCCUGCUUAGGCUAAUACUGUAAGUUUUGCAGUGAUAGUUACCUGGAGGAGCAGGAAAGACUGAAAACGACGUCGAGGUGUUUUUGCCCCCACACACGUGGAUAGACGUGCAGCACAAUGGAACGUGUUAACAAUUAUUUGUCUAAAUAUAAGGGAUAUAUUUUUGCAAAAGGUGAAGCCACUGCGGAGUACAUUGACUCUCUGCAACAUUUUGAGAUUCGUGACAGUGAUGUCUUUUUGGUGACGUACCCCAAGUCAGGUACAAUAUGGGUGCAGAACAUCAUAAAUUUAGUUUGUGAGGACUCGCUUACAGAAAAAACUAAAUAUCCCAACAAUCUUGAGCAGAUGCCAUGGUUAGAGUACCGUGAAGGCCGUGCUGACUAUUCUCUGCGUCCAUCUCCAAGACUAUUUGCCACUCAUCUCAUACCUAGACUGAUGCCACAAGGCUUAAAAAACAAGAAGGGAAAGAUUAUAUAUGUGAGAAGAAAUCCAAAAGACAACGCAGUGUCAUAUUUCCACUUUUCCCACGUCUGGGCCAAAGUUGAGACCCCGAAGAGCUUUGAGGACUUUCUGCAGCAGUAUCUAGCAGGAAAUGUUGGCGGUUCGUCUUGGUUUGAUCACGUCAAAGAAUGGUACAAAGAAAAGGAGAACUACGACAUACUUUUCCUGUCAUACGAGGACAUGAUCAUUGAUCUCAGGACGGCAGUUGAGAAAGUCAGCAGAUUCUUGGGGAAAAAUCUUGAUGCUGCUGCUGUCGCACGUAUUGUGGAAAAAGCCACGUUUAAAAACAUGAAGCAGGACCCCAAGGCCAACUAUGAAUUUCUCCCCAACACUGUGCUGCUCAAGCCUCAAUUCUUGCGCAAAGGCACUGUAGGGGAUUGGAAAAACACAUUCACCGUGUCACAAAGCGAGAUGUUUGACCAGAUAUUUGAAGAAAGGAUGAAAAACGUACCAUUGAACUUCAUCUUUGAUUUAGACACCAAAACAAACCAGAAGUAGUCACAUAAAUAACCAAAGCAUUGUUUGUCUUGUGGGCAUUAAGAUGUUUUACUGGUUUAUGUAAAUGUCCAAAGAAAAAUCUAAUUUUGUGCUUCUUCUCAAUUACAGCUAGUUUCUACAUUGACUAAUGCAUCACUAAAAUCCACAUUUUUGACACUUGACCACACAGUUCUUAUGCUGCACGUGUCGUCAUCCUUCGUCUCAAAAUAAUACGUUUUUCUUUUAUUCCAAAAAUCUUUAGAAUGUGUAUAUAUAUUAAAUCUAAAAAAACUUUGGGUUAGAAAUGUAUAAUUAAAUAUUUAAUUUGUUCAAAUUCAAAGGAUUUUUUUAAACCCUCAGAUCUAUGCCAAAUAUUGUCAAUUGACACUUAUGACUGAUUUUGUGGUCCAGUCACAUUUGUAUUUAGCAAUAAGGAUUCAUGAAAUCAUCAAUAUAUUGCUAUUUUCCAUCAUAUUUAGAAACUAUAGAAGCCUGUUUCUGCGAGGUAAGAAAAUAACUGAUGCCUUAAAAUUACAAUUAUUAGACAAAAAGUUAAAUAAAAAUUAUGACUUAAGUUGAAUUUAUGACUUCGAGACCUGUGACUUAUGACUAAAAAUAUGAUAAAAAGUAGAAAUUAUGACUCCUUUCAAAAUUACAAAAGUUGAAACUAUGACUUUAGUCAAAGGUAUGAGAAAAUUAUAAAACAAAAUUAUGACUUUAAAAAGUCAAAGUUAUGACUUAGUAGGUCAAAAUUAUUAGAUAAAAAUGAAAAUUGACUAUAAAAAGUCAUAGUUAAGGCUUAAGUCAUGAGAUUUAGAGAAAAGACUUUUUAAAUAUUAUAGACAAAAUUGUGAUUUGAUUAAAAAUUUUAAAUUAUGAGAAAAAAAAUUAUGACUUAGUAAGUAAAUUGUAAAGUCGUCAUUUCUACUUUUAAGUGUCAUACUAAUUUAAAAUCAUGAGAUACAAAGUACAAAUUAUAAUUUAAAAAAUUGAAAGUUAUGACUUAAAAAAAAUAAAUAAAUUAUGAGAUAAAAAGACAAUUAUUAUUUUCAAGCUCUGACUCUACGGUAUCUUCCAAGAUAUUUUGCCUCUUUUAGGGUUAACAUGCACUGUGGAUUAAAAAGCAUUAAACUACUUAUGCCCAACACAACUUUAUGCAAAUUUCAGACCAUUAUUUUAAUUUGACAUAUUUAGGAGCUUCAAGAAAUAGACUUCAUCAGUUUGUCUGAUCCAUUUAAGUCCAUGUUUUAACAAGCAAGUUUAAAUUGCAAUCAUCAUUAGUAUGGAAAAGAAGGUUAUUACCAUCAAGCUCCAGAACUGAACUUGUGAUGAUUAAACUCCACAACUAA
Messenger RNA from Danio rerio (zebrafish), 2580 nucleotides. The record is from RefSeq and is a predicted model, not a curated record. Lineage: Eukaryota; Metazoa; Chordata; Actinopteri; Cypriniformes; Danionidae.